Geodia barretti is the source of this 1518-nucleotide messenger RNA. NCBI's taxonomy places the organism in Eukaryota, Metazoa, Porifera, Demospongiae, Tetractinellida, Geodiidae. The record is from the annotation of a GenBank genome assembly.
AUGGCGGAAAACAUCCUUGAACUUCGGAAUAUUACGAAAACCUUCGGCGAUUUUGUCGCUGUUGACAGUGUCGAUUUUGAGCUCCAAGCGGGUGAAAUCCACGCGAUUUUAGGUGAAAAUGGUGCUGGAAAGUCCACGUUGAUGAAUCUUAUCUACGGACUUUACCAGCCAUCGGGCGGACGCAUCUAUGUUACCGAUCGCGAAAACUGGCAGCAUAGGUUACGGGCAAAGUCGCCACGGGAUGCGAUUGCUAACGGUAUCGGCAUGGUGCAUCAGCAUUUUAUGCUGAUUGAGAAUCUCACUGUCGCUGAGAAUAUUGCCUUGGCUCUUGGACAAUUGCGUUCGGGACCACGGGGAAGCGCGUCUUCAAACGAGCGGUUUGGUCUGAUUGUUGAUCCGACUGCGUUGGUGCGGAGUUUAUCAGUAGGCUUAAAGCAACGUGUGGAGAUCCUCAAAGCACUCGCCGUUGAUGCCCGGAUCCUGAUUCUUGACGAACCCACCGCCGUUCUGAGUCCACUGGAAGUGGAAGGCUUCUUCACAAUUCUACGUAAACUUCAAGCCGACGGUCGCGCCAUCAUCUUCAUUAGCCACAAAAUGAAAGAGGUUUUGAGUAUCAGUGAUAGGAUUACCGUCUUGAGGCGCGGCAAGAAAGUUUACCUCGGUCCGACGGGGGAACUGACUGCAGGGGCACUCGCGAGGGAGAUGAUUGGGGAAGAAAUCAACGAGGUUGAACGUUCUGCCAGUCCACAUCUCGAAAACGAUCCUCCAGACAAUGUACUACAACUCUCAAAUCUAACAGUCCUCGGCAGUCGAAACGAAGUCGCAGUGUCAGAUGUUUCCAUGGAGACCUGUCGCGGUGAAAUCGUUGGUAUUGCCGGCGUAGAUGGCAAUGGGCAGCGCGAACUCGCCGAGGCGAUCAUGGGCUUGCGACACAGGGCAUCUGGAACAAUAGGCAUCUUAGGUGCCAAUCCGCAGGGGAUAAAGGCAGUCCGACAGCGCGGUGUUGGCUAUAUUCCUGAGGAUAGACAGACAACAGGUGUCAUCGCGGGGUUUUCGGUUACGGAAAAUCUCUUGCUGAACGUGACCCACUUAGAGAAUAUCGCACAGUGGAAUAUCCUUAAUCAGAAACGAAAGCGGGAGACGGCAGAAAAUUUGAUUACUGAUUAUGACAUCCGUCCUCCUAACCCUGAUAUUCCGGUUUCUUCACUUUCCGGUGGCAAUCAACAGAAAAUCGUCCUCGCCCGAGAAAUCUCACUUCAACCGGAUCUCCUUAUCGCUGUCAAUCCUACACGCGGUUUAGAUGUCAAUGCUGCCCACUAUGUACACGAGAAUUUGUUGGCACAACGCGACCAUAAGAAAUCUGUACUGUUAAUUUCAACAGAGUUAGACGAAGUUUUGCUGUUGAGCGAUCGACUCUACGUCAUGUCGAGAGGCAAGUUGAUCGAAGCGACGGCGCAGCGCAACGAUGUUGAGGCACUCGGAUUGUUAAUGACCGGAGAAACCCACACAGAGGAAUAG